AUGCGGUCAGCACAUACCGACAGCGCAUAUAAGGAUUGGUUAGACAAAACCGUUGAAGAUGGAGCAAUCAAAUCUUAUUCGGAUGAUGACAUUACAGAACGCGUCCUUGUUAAAAGGAAUGAAUAUGUCAUGGAACAUAAAGCAGUGGUGAAGAAUUCUGGGUUGCCCGUCAUGAUGAGAACUUUAUCAUUCCAUAAUAGAAAGGAAGACGGAUACAAGGACCUUGUCAGAGAGUCUUCCACUAGCGUUCUCAUUCAUUCUGGUGUUGCAAAAAUAGGAGAUUUCGGUUCUUCUUGUAUUGUAUCACAAAUAACGGUCCCGUCAAAUAGUGAAAGUAAUUCUGCAUACGUUGACCCUGUGUCUUUCAAAGAUUACUCCUAUAAACUUCGGAAGGAAUCCGACGUUUUCAGUCUUGGAGUAAUACUUUGGGAAAUAUCUAGUGGGAAGAUACCAUGUGAACAACUUACUGCAGAUAGUGACAUAAUAAUAUACAGAUUAAAUGGAUUUUAUGAUAAGCCUUUUCCUGGGACACCUACAGCUUAUGUUGAACUAUAUUCAAAGUGUUGGGAUGAAGAUCCCGAGAAACGACCAGCUUCUGAAGACGUAUACCUGAAUUUGGAAUCAUUGUUGCAACGAGCAGAGGAGCGGACUGAUCAGGAUCACUCAUUAUCGAACGAACAACUAGUCAAUGAUAGUAACGCAACGCAAGAAGUUGGGUUACAGGUUAAACAAUCAAACGCGGAAAAUAUUCAACAUUCACUCCCCAUGGCUUUGAAUUCCAAUUCAACCACAUACACGAUACCAGAUAUUUGGUUAACGGAACCAGAACU
Paraglomus occultum is the source of this 830-nucleotide messenger RNA. NCBI's taxonomy places the organism in Eukaryota, Fungi, Glomeromycota, Glomeromycetes, Paraglomerales, Paraglomeraceae. The record is from the annotation of a GenBank genome assembly.